Molecule: messenger RNA, 1235 nt
Organism: Pisolithus orientalis
Lineage: Eukaryota; Fungi; Basidiomycota; Agaricomycetes; Boletales; Pisolithaceae
Exons: 12
Coding region: 81-899 (272 amino acids)
Source: RefSeq, a predicted model, not a curated record
CUCGAGUACCUGAGAAAUUAUGUGCGUAUCAUUUAACCUUUGAAUAUCUCAUCGGUUCGUGUUAUGUUCACAAACUCAAAAUGCAGGUCGGCGAGAUAACAUUCUUCAAAAGGCUCCCCUCGAUGAUGAAAACCGAGUUACGCAGUGAGGUUUCCAUAGGCAACAUGCAGGAUCAGCCUGUCACACUAACACCCCAAUCGACAUUGUCGUUCACCAGUUGGACAAUGACACGUAAUGCAUUCAAGGGCAGGCGCCAAUCUGAGGCUGGGCAGGACCCGCGUCUCGAAGCAGUAUUACCUCUUCUUCACAAGCGGUGCCAAGUUUUUGAUGUACCAGGUGGUGCAUUCCCUCCGAAUGAGAAACAAAAAGUGGAGUGCGAAGUCAAGUCCAUAUCCCAAGUUCUGAGUGUUAGCCUACUCAGACAUAUCAAUUUUGCUUUCAGCGGUGCAUACGUUGCUGAUGAAGACUCACUACCAGCAAAGCGUCCUGAUUAUGACAGGCUGACCAAUACUUGCACCGUAGUGGAAGAGAUAAGGGUACUGCAAAUGAAACUCAGUGCAACAGAGGAUGAUGAUGAACAGCGAGCACUAGAGGAGGACAUCACAGGAAAGAUACUGUGGCUUUUUUGGUGUGGGAUCUGCACAGAAGCGGAACAACUGUUACCAGAGGUUGCGAGUUAUAUCCGGCGAGAAGGAAAUAUGAAGGGUUUACGGAUGCUUCAGUUCCUCAUUAUUGCUCGGAAAGAGUACGUAGAGCUGGACGAUGAUCAAGCCAACAUGCAACGGAUCAUGCUCGAUGCAGGAGCAGGCACCUCAAAACACCAAUUAUUGCUUGCUGCGAGGGCUGCAGAGCAAAUCAAGUGGCCGGAUUCUCAAAUACCUUCCCCAUCAGUGCUUUAGCAAGUGUGGGUAUUGCCAGAGUUUACCGAUGUUUCUCUGACCCUGAGGUGCCCGAUCAACCUGCCGGAUAUUUUUUCUUCGCAUUUCCUCGAUGUAGUCUCCUUGGAGUCAGAGCUGAUAAAAGAGCCCUUCAAAAGACUCGUGUUGAUCACACCAUCGGAUGCUGGGUCGAAAGCGGUCAUCGCGCAAAGCGUAAGUGCCGACAUACAUGCUACUCGAGAAGAAACCUCUGUAAGUCUCUUCUACGAGACAAUCCGGAUGAGCAGGAUAGCAGUCCGCCUCAAGGGCAAUGACGAACAUCAGCAUACUAACCAGAGAUUCGAAUGCAGAAAGGCG